GUACCGCGAUGACGAGGGUUUUUGUGGGAAAUACAAACAGAGCAGCGCUUGUCCUCGUCAUACCAUCGUAAAAAAAAGACAAAGAAAAGGGAGAGAUCAAAAAUGCAGCGAGCUUCCCGUUUGAAGAGAGAACUUGACAUGUUGACCAAAGAGCCACCUCCCGGGAUCACAUGCUGGCAGACUGAAGAACGCAUUGACGACUUGCAAGCACAGAUAGUAGGUGGCUCCGGAACCCCGUAUGAAGGUGGAGUCUUUACCCUGGAAAUCAAAAUCCCAGAGAGAUACCCAUUUGAGCCCCCCAAAAUGCGAUUCUUGACUCCCAUCUACCACCCAAACAUUGACACUGCAGGACGGAUCUGUUAUGACGCUCUCAAACUCCCGCCAAAGGGAGCCUGGAGGCCUUCCUUAAAUCUCUCCACACUUCUCACCUCCAUCCAACUUCUGAUGUCUGAACCAAAUCCAGAUGACCCUCUUAUGGCUGACAUAGCAUCGGAGUUCCGACACAACAAGCAACUAUUUAUACAGAAGGCCAGGAAAUGGACAGAGGAACAUGCUAUUCAGAAGAUGGGAAUUUUGGAGCGCAGCCACAAAGACAACGUAGCAAAUCAGAAUGCACCAUCACGCAAAAGAGCGUCUUCGGGCGCGGAGCAGGACGAAAUGGCAAAGAGAACAGCCGUAUAGUUUCAACCACUUUUCUUUUGCACACCUUUCGGAAUAUUUGUAUGGAUUUAAUUGUUCCUUUUGUCAUUUGAGAUGUAUAUACAUAUUUAUAUGAUAUUUGUGUUUUAAUAAAGAUGACUAAUCGUUAA
Messenger RNA from Syngnathus acus (greater pipefish), 809 nucleotides. RefSeq names its product ubiquitin-conjugating enzyme E2T (putative) (gene ube2t). Lineage: Eukaryota; Metazoa; Chordata; Actinopteri; Syngnathiformes; Syngnathidae. The record is from RefSeq and is a predicted model, not a curated record. The coding region runs from base 103 to 681 and encodes 192 amino acids. The transcript has 7 exons.